Molecule: messenger RNA, 2712 nt
Organism: Acanthopagrus latus (yellowfin seabream)
Lineage: Eukaryota; Metazoa; Chordata; Actinopteri; Spariformes; Sparidae
Exons: 7
Coding region: 507-2390 (627 amino acids)
Source: RefSeq, a predicted model, not a curated record
CCACUUUCAAAUUGUGCGCCCCUACUGGACCUUCCAACUGGUAUUGGACCGAAUGUCUCCGGUUCUGACAGUGAAACGAGUCAUGUCUCAGAGGUUGUACCGUUCAAAUAUAACUAUUGACCGUUUUACAGACGCUUUUUAACAAAGUUAGCUUAUAGGAACACGACUUUAUGGGCCGCAGUGCAUCACGGGACGGUGUAAUUACACGGUUUGGCCACUGCGCAUGUUGCGUCGAAAGCGUGGCGCUCUUUCUGGAGGCUUGGCUAUACGCCGCUACAAGAAUAAGGAGACGAAGAAGAGGUACCGGAAGUAGUUGUACUUUCCCGUUACUUCUCGCACGCGUUACCACAACACCGGAGCGGCAGUGACCCGCAGCCUCCAUGUGAGAAACUUUGAGAUGUUUCAUCUCCUGUUAGCUCAGAGUGCUAAAGGAAGCUAGCUGGCGAAGGCGGAGAUUAGCGGACACAGUCUGACCGAGCUGCUCAUCCCGGCCUGGUUCUGUAAACAUGUCUAAAGUCCAAACUCUGAGAGCUUUUGUGGAGCAGCGGCUGACUGCGGCCGCUGAAGAGAUUCUGGAGCUGUUCGGAAGAACUGUGGCAGAGUUCGAGGAGGAACUGUGUCGACAGCGGAAAACACUGGAAGAAGUUCUGAAGCCGGAGGUCGUGUUCCACAGAGCAGACAUGACCGACGUGGUGGCAUUGAUCACAACUGUGCUGCCAAACUGCAAAGUGCAGUCUUUACUGGAUACACUUGAAAGCAUCGGUGUGAGCUCAUUAGAAGAUCUGGGGUUUGUGGAGCCGGACGACCUCGAAGGGGUCUUGAAGAAAGUGGAAUCGAGGAAGCUUCUCGCUCGUGCUAAAGAGCUCGAGAGUCGACACAAAACUUUGUCUGUGUCAACUUUAACUCCUGACUCUUCUGUUGACUCGUCUUCAGCUCAGUUCAGCCCUGCAGGACACGAGUCGCUUCUCAGCUCUCCUGCAGGCUUUUCUUCAUCACAGGCCACGCCGCGAAUUCAGCCUUGUGUCAAAGCCUUUGGUUGCUCUCCGGCCCUGUCCGGGAGCUCAGGGGCAGGAUUUGAGGACGGGACGCUCCCAAACUCUCCUGAAAGCUCACAGUCAGCGCCGAGGAUCAGCACCUCCACGAGUACAGAUGUAAAAGUCACAAACUUGACGGCCUCAUCCAGUAACAGCGAUGCGCUACCAUCAACGCUCGAUCCUGACUGGCACUUUAACUUCUGCAUACCUUGGAAUUCGAUGCCAUCGCACAUUAAAGAAACUUUGGAGAAGCAAGAGCGUCCGUCUGCUAGAGACAGAAGAGAAGUGGUCAGGAUGGUCACUGCAGAAAUCUUGGCAGUGUGCAAAUACCCACAGAAGAAACACUUGAGGGAAAUUGCUCGCAAGAUGGUGUUGGCUUAUCCCAAAUCAUUCAAGGACGUCAUUGAGGGUCAAGUCGUAGGCAGCGGCUAUGAUUCCCUAACAAGGUGGCUGCAGUGCAGAGUGGACAACUGCAAACGAGCACAGCUUGUGAUUUCACCAAACAGCUCUGGACGGAAAAGAAGGCGGCAGAAGAACGUUAACAGAUGUGUCAACCCCGAUCUGCUUCCUGGAAAGCUGGAAGUAGAACAACAGAACAAAGAGGAACUGCAGAGAAUGUUUGAGGAGGACGAGAAGGAUGAGAACAAAAUAAAGAUGCUGAUGACGGAAACAUUUGCUUCCCAAAGAAGAGACGUACUCUGUGGAAAUCACACACAGACGCUGAAAGAAGAGUGGCCUUUCCUCUUCCACACCACUGGAUUAAAGACUCACUUCAGGCAGCUGACUGGUGUCCACAUCAAUGAAGAAUUUAAAGAAACCAUGAGCAGGAAGUCCAGACAGAUCCUGCAGUACCUGAAGAAACGGGACAGAGGAAGCAGCACAGUGAAGCUCCUCUGUGAUGUCCAGUCUGCAGGUACAGGUGAGGAGUUGUAUCACGCCGUGCGGAUGCUGUUGCUCCACUUCAAGGAAGACGAAAGCAAGAUUUGUGUCCAAGUUGAAGAUGCCUGCAUGUCAGCUGAAGUCCGACGAGACGAUCUACCCCCAAACCCGUGCAUCGUGGUGUGUGGAGACGCCCCGCUGACGACGGGAGAGUUCAUGGUGGCGGUGGAUCAAAUGGUUGUGAUGGAAAGAAUCUCCACGUUCACGGAUGCGAUGGCCUCCAUGUUCAUGAUGUACUACGUCAUGAAUAUCGAUUACCCCGCUGAGGUUUGCGCCACCCUGGAGUUCCUUCAGAGAUGUAUUUUCAGGAUCAACUCUGACAACGGCUCCACAGCAGGAAACCAGGAGAAAAGAAAACGGUUUGCUGUCAACCCCAAAGUCCUCACACUCAUAUCCAACCUCUCAGAGAACGACUGACCAGCAGGACAGCUGAGGUCUGCUGGACGAGGACGUCUUCACUCUUUUUUUAUUUUGCUCAGGAUCAAAUGUUUUAUGAUCAUGAUUGAUUUCGUCGUUCCCUGAAAACUUUCUACAUGUAAGGAUUUUUUGAAACGUAGACGGAGUGAAUGACCAGGAAAUGAACUUCAGGACCUGUUGAGCUCUACAAACACCUUCGACUCAGAGAGUUUACCGCUCAAUGUUUGUGCAGGUCUGAUGCUGAACACCAGUCAUGAGCAACGUGUUCAGCGUGACGCCUUCCAGGAGGGUUGUGUUCAAAUAAAAGGCAGUUUUGAUACAA